Chrysochloris asiatica (Cape golden mole) is the source of this 1413-nucleotide messenger RNA. RefSeq names its product iroquois homeobox 2 (gene IRX2). Bases 1 to 1413 code for a protein of 470 amino acids. Gene Ontology annotation, biological process: neuron differentiation; regulation of transcription by RNA polymerase II; cell development. Lineage: Eukaryota; Metazoa; Chordata; Mammalia; Afrosoricida; Chrysochloridae. The transcript has 4 exons. Gene Ontology annotation, cellular component: nucleus. Gene Ontology annotation, molecular function: DNA-binding transcription factor activity, RNA polymerase II-specific; RNA polymerase II cis-regulatory region sequence-specific DNA binding. The record is from RefSeq and is a predicted model, not a curated record.
AUGUCCUACCCGCAGGGCUACCUGUACCAGGCGCCCGGCUCGCUGGCGCUCUACUCGUGCCCGGCGUACGGCGCAUCGGCGCUGGCGGCGCCGCGCAGCGAGGAGUUGGCUCGCUCGGCGUCGGGCUCGGCCUUCAGUCCUUAUCCGGGCUCGGCGGCCUUCACGGCUCAGGCGGCCACCGGCUUCGGCAGCCCGCUUCAGUACUCCGUGGAUGCGGCGGCGGCGGCCGCCGGCUUCCCGUCCUAUAUGGGCGCGCCCUACGAUGCACACACGACCGGGAUGACGGGCGCCAUCAGCUACCACCCUUAUGGCAGCGCGGCCUACCCAUACCAGCUCAAUGACCCGGCGUACCGCAAGAACGCCACGCGGGACGCCACAGCUACGCUCAAGGCCUGGCUGAACGAACAUCGCAAGAACCCCUACCCCACCAAGGGCGAGAAGAUCAUGCUGGCCAUCAUCACCAAGAUGACCCUCACGCAGGUCUCCACUUGGUUCGCCAACGCGCGCCGGCGCCUCAAGAAGGAGAACAAGAUGACUUGGGCCCCAAGGAACAAAAGCGAGGACGAGGACGAGGAUGAGGGCGAUGCGGCCCGGAGUAAGGAGGAAAGUGCUCACAAGGCGCAGGAAGGCACCGAGACCUCGGCAGAGGACGAAGGGAUCAGCCUGCACGUGGACUCGCUCACGGAUCACUCUUGUUCCGCCGAGUCGGACGGGGAGAAGUUGCCAUGCCGAGCUGGGGACCCCCUGUGCGAAUCGGGCUCGGAGUGCAAGGACAAGUAUGACGACCUAGAGGACGAAGAGGAUGACGACGAGGAGGCCGAGCAGGACCUGGCGCCACCCAAGCCCGUGACCUCGUCGCCACUGACCGGCGUGGAGGCGCCGCUGCUGAGCCCCCAGCAGGAAGCCGCGCCCCGAGCUGGCGGCAAGGCGACCCUUGGCAGCCGGACGUCGCCGGGCGCGCAGCCGCCCGCCAACAAGCCCAAGCUGUGGUCGCUGGCCGAGAUCGCCACGUCGGACCUAAAGCAGCCGAGCCUGGGGCCGAGUUGCGGGCCACCCGGGUUGCCCGCGGCCGCGGCACCCGCUUCCUCCGGGGCGCCGCCGGGCGGCUCCCCGUACUCGGCCUCGCCGCUGCUCGGCCGACACCUCUACUACACAUCGCCGUUCUAUGGUAACUACACAAACUACGGGAACUUGAACGCGGCGCUGCAGGGCCCGGGCCUCCUGCGCUACAACUCGGCGGCCGUGGCCCCUGGAGAAACGCUGCAUGUUGCCCCCAAGGCGGGCAGCGAUGCGGGCAAGGCGGGCGCACACCCUCUGGACGCCCACUACCGGCCUCCGGGCGGCGGCUAUGAGCCCAAGAAAGAUGCCAGCGAAGGCUGCACGGUUGGCGGGGGUGUCCAGCCCUACCUAUAG